Molecule: messenger RNA, 4837 nt
Organism: Physcomitrium patens
Lineage: Eukaryota; Viridiplantae; Streptophyta; Bryopsida; Funariales; Funariaceae
Source: RefSeq, a predicted model, not a curated record
CCUCCUCCACCCGCGCGGUUUUGCACUAGGGGAACUGUCCCGCCCCCUCCAUGACCCGGCCCCGCCUGACCUCGGCCCACCAAUCUCUCCUUGUUCCAGUGAUUCUGAGCCGAGACCGAGAAUCGUGAUUUUGUUGGAUCGCGUCGUGAGUGGCCGCUGCUCCUGCUUCUUGAAUCUCUUGGGGGGAUAGCGCUUGCGCCGGAAUGCGAGCUUUGGAGGAGUUGAGAGCUGUGUAGGCGCUUGUGCGAUUGGACUUUCCGAGCCGCUUCUAGGAGUUAUCUCUGAUGACAGAGAGGCCACGUCCAAGGCUGCAGUGAAUCGGUUUGCUCUUUUAUGACUACUCAGUCAUACAGGUAGGAGCUGGUAAUCGUCGGGGAAUCCACCAUUUGAGGCAUAUUAACAUAGCGAAAAGUUCUGUGGACACAGUGGAAGCUGCAUGCGGAGACAUAUGAAGCAGUUAUUACAUUCUUGAACACUACUCGGUUAGUGCCAAGUACAGAGAGGUCCACUGGGUUUGCCCAUUGCGACCACAGGGCAACAAUGUUUACCGAUGGACUCGACACAGGUGCUCUCCAAUGGGUUCGCAAGGAACAGACCAGGAAUGCAAGUCAUCCUAUCCUGGGCAGCCCUGAUGAAAGUCGUCGUGACCGCCCUCGUCCAAGUCGUUUAAUUUCGGUAAAAGGUAGAGCAUUGCCCCCUCCUCAACUGUCGCGAAUUCAUAUUCAUUCCGACCAGUCGAAGAAUCAUUCUUCUUUAGAGUGCGCUACACACAGUAUAGACGAUUUGGAGGAGAGCGUGGGAUCUAUAUCAACUGGUAACCCCAUUCAAGAUGAUUGUGAGUCUGGAGAUGAACAGGAUUCUGGUCAUUAUUCACCUAUUUCCUCACCAUCUUCAACUUCUACCAACAACCUCGGGUACUCCCAGAACGCUUCUAGUCGUAUGAAUGACUACACUCUGAAAGAAGUUAAAAGCAAUUGGAACCCCAAGAAAGGUCAGCAACUUGAUGUGGGAAACCAUGGCGAUCGACAUCCCUCUUUGUCCAGGAGGGAAAGCUUCAGUAAACUGGGUAGUUUCGGACCAGGCAGCUAUGGUCGCAAGGAAGGAAAGGAAUGGAGAGUUAGUGUAGAAGGAAAGGAAAACCUUGAUCGGUUAGACAGCUUUGCCUUGAGUGGAAUAUGUCAAGGUGAUGGAAAAACUAAGGCAGAGUACAAAACCGAAGACACACCUGCGAGUAAUGGUCCAAGUGCACCGCGGGCACAUGUCGAUGAGGGCGAUCUAACGUCUGACACUGAUCUUUCGGACUUAGCAGCGAGCCUCGUGGAACCAGACGACGGCCACGACGAAGAUAGUGCAGCGGGUUGGGAGCCAUAUCGUGCCUCCCUGGAGGGUCCUGCUGCAUUCGCUCGUCUCAGACUGAGUUCAGACUCAGGACUGGUUAGAUACGUUGAUUCUCAGGAAAAGAGCACAAAACCUGCGAAAUUAUCUGCUCCUGCACUUACUCUCUCCCCACCACGUAAGUGGCUCUCGGAGCCUGAUACGGAGGAGAAGGAUGCGAGGGUAUUGCGACGCAGUCAUUCAGAUGGCAUUAUUGGGCCACCAAGCGCACCCCCCAUGCUCGACGAGAUGGUUUUGGAACCCGCUGAGGACCUAUGUAUUCAGCAAUCCCCUACUACCCCAACGUAUUCUGCGCAUACUGCAUUCAGCUAUGAUGCGGCUGCGGUCCCGCAGAGUGCUCCAACUCGGCGUUUGGAGACCAAUAUGAGAUCUGCGUCGACAAUGGUUACUGAGAAGGCGGGUGUAUCAUGCGUACAUCCGGCAGUUUCUGCGCCCCUCGCUAAUCCAGUCUUUCUCAGCGGUCAAGCUGCAUGGCAAUCAAUGAUAGCGUACGAUGCUUGUGUGCGUUUAUGUCUGAGGGCAUGGUCACGUGGAUCCUCGGAGGCGCCUGAAUUUCUCCGAGAUGAAUGCGCUUUGCUGAGAGACUGUUUCGGACUUACACAGAUUCUACUGCAGCCUCAGGAAGAAGGCUCGAGGAAAGGAGCAAGUGGGGAUGUGGAAGUUGCCGUAGCUGCAAAGCCGAAGAUCACUAGUGGCCAAGUGAGAAUUCAAGUGAGGAAAAUUCGCAUUGUAACCAACAAGCCUGUCCACCGUGGACAUACCUCUGGUCAACGUAGUUUGGCAUACGUCAAUGCUGGCGCUCAAUAUAUGCGUCAGAUGUCUGGACUCCUGAAGGAUAAGGUCAACAGCCUGCGUCUGAAUGCUAUUAACGACUCAUCGCAAGAAAAUUUUACCUGUCUGUUGAAGUUGAAGAGCUCGCCAGAGGAAGAAUCAGCACGAGUUCAACCUGGACACACUGAUGUCAUUGUCUUGCUUCCGGAGAGUUCAGUAGAUGAGCUACUUGUGGAGAUUCACGAUUCCCACGGAAUUUUUCAGGGCCGUUUACAUAUUCCUAUUGCAACCAUUUGCAAUGACCUGAACGACAGAGUGCGCUGGUAUGGAAUAUAUGACAAUGGGGAGCACGGCUGCGUGGGGAAGAUUCAAUUAUUUCUUCAACACAAUACGGAAUCGCCUGAAUCAUCUACUAAGUGGGGUCCUGUUGGAGAGACAAGAGCUUAUGAUAUAGUGCUAGAUGUGGCAAUGCGAGUGCAACACUUUCAACGUCGUAAUUUACGGCUGCAAGGUUCCUGGGUUUGGCUGCUCGGCGAAUUUGCCCCUUGUUAUGGUGUAUCAGAAUCAUACACCAAAUUAAGAUAUUUGGCUUGCAUCAUGGAGAUUGCUACACCAACGGAGGACUGUUUGGUGCUUAUCCACGAACUUCUUGAACCCAUUAUCAAAGCUCGCGACGAGAAUUCUCUCAACCGACAAGAGAAGCGAAUUUUGGUCGAAGUUGAAGAGCAGGUACAGCAGCUUCUAUGCCUAACUUUUGAAAAUUACAAGGCUCUCGAUGAAGCUUCCACCUCUGGUCUGUCAGAGACCUUCUCACAUCCGACUGGUGCCGUAGCUCCUGCUUUAGUUCCUGCUAUGAAACUCUUCACCUUGAUGCAUGACAUCCUCAGUGUGGAGGCUCAAUGUACCUUGCGUAAUUAUUUCAAGGCUGGUGCCUGGAAGAGGUGCAGCAAGCUUAUGAUAGAAACUGACGAGUACAUGAACAGUAGCGAAGGGUUCUUGAUGGAUACACUGAGUAUGUCAACUGCUUAUCAAAAGAUGAAAACCCUAUGCCUGAGUCUAAGCAACGAAAUACGCACUGAUAUUGAGAUUCACAAUAAAGACGUUCUUCCCAGUUCAAUUGACCUUCCGAACUUAACAGCAGAGAUCUACGGUGUUGAGUUGGCUAACCGAUUACGCACAUUCUUGGUGGCUUGCCCGCCAUCAUCUCCACUACCUCCUGUGACGGAUCUCAUGCUCGCUACCGCAGAUUUUGAACGAGAUCUGAGUUCAUGGGGCAUCAGGUUACGUAUAGGAGUGGACGCGAAGGAGCUGUUCCACCUGUACGUUGUACUUUGGAUUCAAGACAAGCGCCUACAGCUUUUGGAGUUUUGCAAGUUUGAUAAAGAACGUUGCACAUUGAUAACUACACAACAUAAUACCUCUUCAUUCGUGGAAGAAGUGUACGAACGUAUCAAGGAGACGCUGAAUGAAUAUGAAGUCAUUCUUCACCGGUGGCCGGAGUAUACCUUACCCUUGGAACAUGCGAUGGCAGACGUCGAGAGGGCAGUUUUUGCCACUUUGGAGAAGCAAAACGCUGACGUGCUUGCGCCUCUAAAGGAUUUCCUUGUGCCCAAAAAAUUUGGUCUGCAGUACAUGCAGAAGCUCACUCGGCGCCAGAAACCUGUAAUAUAUAAUGCACCGGUCCAGUUAGGGGUGAUGGUGAAUAGUAUCAAGCGAUUGUUGGACACGCUGCGUCCAAAGAUUGAGACUCAAUUGAAGACUUGGGCUGCCUAUUUGCCCGAAGGUGCUGUGCAAGGUGGAGCUGUGGUUGGGGAGCGGCAUAACGAAGUUACUAUCGAGCUGCGUGCUAAAUACAAGAACUACUUACACGCACUUGUAGAAAAACUAGCAGAAAAUGCACGUCUGCAGAAUUCUACUAAAUUGAAGAGGAUACUUCAAGGCACCAGAGGAGCGGGGGGUGCAUCGGAUAUCCGUGAACGUAUGCAACCACUGACAGCUCAAUUAGAAGAAACAAUCUCACAUCUACAUGACGUGUUCACGCCACGUGUCUUUGUUGCUGUGUGCCGAGGAUAUUGGGACAGAACGGCGCGAGAUGUACUCCAGUUUCUAGAGAGCAAGAAAGCAAACAAGCUUUGGUAUAAAAGCACGACGAUUGCCCUUGGGAUUUUAGAUGAUAUCUUUGCCGCACAAAUGCAAAGACUACAAGGGCGUGCACUGGAAGAUAAAGACUUUGAGCCCCCUCGAUCUGUAGCCGAAGCCCGAUCCAUGCUCUCUCGAGAUACCCGAACUGGGGCUGACUCAUUUUACUGACCUAUGUGCAGAUGUGUAAAGAUUCAAAUGGACUUCUAGCCACUUAGUAAUCAGAUGUUUCUUUAGGCCUGUCACAGAUGAAGUAUAGCGUUACACAGGUAGUGGAAGGGAUUCUGAACUACGAGGGAGGAACCAGGGAAGCAAUGAUUGUAACCUUCUAGCCAAACGACACGAGGAGAGUACGAAGAAGGCUUAGGUAAUGCAACACCACUGAGGAUGAUGAGCUUAGAACAAACCGGCAAUCUUUCCAGUCCCUGUAAAGUGUACAACAGCUCCAGGAACAUUGUACUCGUACGCCCUCUCCACAUUGGAAGGACGAACACUUAGCAAACCAUUUUUACAUCGCGUCUCACUGAACUCA